GUUAUUGUUUUUCCUGAGUAAUCCUCUCAGUCUCUCCAUGUUUUCUGCCUCGGGGUCCUUAUGCCGAACAGAGCUCCUCUUAUUACUGCCCGACUUAAAGACAGCAGAGAGAGGAAAGGUAAACACGAGGUGCCUCAGGUUCUCUGUCUGACUCCUGAUCUUCCAGCCAAUAACAUGUAAGUCUCUUACGCAAAAGGCAUCAGGAUUCUCAACAUCUGGGCCAAGAGUGAGAGACCAACACAAGUCCACACGUUUCUGUUCGGUUGGGAUCCGAGCUCAGUUCUGAAACAGAUGAACGUUUCUCGAACGGAUCCGAAAGACGUUGAAAAUCAGAGACAAUCUUAACACUGACAAGGCGGGGUUUCCAGUUAAAGACUGGUCAGAUCUGUCCCAGACAUGUCAUGAGCGAUCAGCUGGAGCUGCAGACGGGUUUGUUUCCAGUCAUGGCAGCAGGUGGACCGGGGAGGCGUGAGAACACACAGGCUUCGACUCAACUCAUCUCCAGGGACGAACUGUCAUCAGGAGGAUCACCUCAGCUCUGCGUCAAGUUCAGACAGAGUUGACGCCGUGUUAGCAGUUGCUUGGAGGGGGGGCUGAGGCCUAUUUUUCUUGUUCUUGGUGUUGACUCUGGGAAACUUCAGUGUUUAUUCUAUAAAACAAACAGCGGGGAAUCGAAAGCCAGCCGCUCCUCCUCAAAUUCCAGGUAAGUCAGAACUAAAAAACUCCAACAUUCCUCCUCUAAUCCUGCUUUACUCUGCUCCAUGUCGAGCUCAGAGUUUCCUGAGAGCUCCAGGCUCUAAUAAAGUUGGACUCCUCCUCGCUCCAAAGGUCCCACCGCCUGAAAGAAAAGAGGAGGAAGCCAGACGAGGAGCAGCGAGGGGAUGGGAGCGCCAGACCAGGAGGGGAGAGCUCCGUCUGCAGACUCCAGACCACCGAAAACCUCCAAAGAAGUCUAUUUCGCCGUGCUGCCGGACAAAUACGAGCCUCUGAUCGAGGAGGUGGAGGAGGAGACGGCAGAGGACAGGAAGAGGAGGAAGGAGGAGAAGAAGGAGAGGAAGAAGAAGAAAUACAAGAAGUACCGGAAGAAUGUGGGCAAGGCGCUGCGCUUCAGCUGGCGCUGCCUGCUGGCCGGCCUGCAGAGCAUGACCAGCGUUUACGCCGCGCCGCCUUCCGCCGUCGCCACGGCGUUCACGGGGGUCUGGCCUCACGGCGGCAGCAGCAAGGCAUGAUGGGACACCGCAAGACCGAGCAAAGCCUCCGGACACUUCCAGAAUUUUGUGUUUACGUAGAGUUUGUACAUUUUUCUUCAGCGUGUUUGUAAAAGU
Messenger RNA from Salarias fasciatus (jewelled blenny), 1325 nucleotides. RefSeq lists its product as uncharacterized. NCBI's taxonomy places the organism in Eukaryota, Metazoa, Chordata, Actinopteri, Blenniiformes, Blenniidae. Bases 882 to 1229 code for a protein of 115 amino acids. The transcript has 2 exons. The record is from RefSeq and is a predicted model, not a curated record.